This is a messenger RNA of Pocillopora damicornis (cauliflower coral), 1970 nucleotides long. Its product is annotated as proton-coupled folate transporter. NCBI's taxonomy places the organism in Eukaryota, Metazoa, Cnidaria, Anthozoa, Scleractinia, Pocilloporidae. Gene Ontology annotation, cellular component: membrane. The record is from RefSeq and is a predicted model, not a curated record. Gene Ontology annotation, molecular function: transmembrane transporter activity. Gene Ontology annotation, biological process: transmembrane transport.
UAGAUGUGUUUCAAAGACCCGCUGAGAUAGCAAUCUUGUAAGAAGAUUCUGUGAUCUUUUGGAGUCAAUACAAACAUUUACGAAACAUUCGUCACUUCCAAUAGGAUAUUAAUUAUCAAGUAACAUAACUCAGACAGAAAUAUCAAGGAAAGAGAGCCACAAUGCCUACUCUGAAUUUGCCAAGAUGGAGACGUUACCUAACAGUGGAACCAGUGGUACUUUUUUAUACAUUUGGUUUGUUCAUGAGUCUCCCUGUCAUGACACAGUACAUAUACUUCAGAGUCAGUGAAUUUAAGGGCUUUCCGUACAACAUAUCGGCAACUACUGAAAAGGGAUGUGUCGAAGAUUCUAAUGGAAACGGUACGUCUUUGGCGGAGUUGGAAAAGGAGGUGCAAACCCUGGCGGCUAGAAUUGACAUGGGAAAUAUCCUCUUCCAGUCUCUACCGUCCAUUCUUAUGGUCCUUCUUUUGGGUCCUUGGACGGACACUGGUGGAAGACGUCCCGCUCUGUUAGCCCCUCCUCUAGGGAGUGCUCUAGAGGCCAUUACUAUUCUGCUUAUAAUGUAUUUUGAUUGGCCAGUGUUUGUGUUGUUUGUCGGCUCGGCCAUAAAUGGCUUCUCGGGAUUCUUUACAAUCAUGAAUAUGGCUGCUUUCGCUUAUGUUUCUGACAUCACAACCGAAGAAGGACUCGCUAUCCACAUUGCCGUUGUCCAGCUCGUGGUAUUCAUUGGCGGAGUCGUGAGCCAGUUGACCAGCGGUGCAUGGUUGAAUAGACUCGGUUUCAUCCCUCCUUAUUGGUUCAUUUUCGCCUGUCACGUGGCCGGGUUGCUAUGGGCGGCGUUCAUGGUACCGGAAUCAAAACGCGAAAGCCAGAAAAACAAGAUCCGCUUCUUCAGCUUAGACAGCUUUAAAGCAGUAUGGAGUGUGUACAAGAAACCAAGAAACGGCGGAAGAAAAAAUCUCCUUAUGCUUCUCAUCUCGGAUGGGAUAAUCACUCUAGGGGUUUUGGGUAUCAGUGGAGUAGUGUCGCUUUUUGUCCUGCGCACCCCACUCUGCUGGGGACCAGCUACGCUUGGGGUUUUUAUGGCUUUCCGAUUCUUCAUGCAGGGUUUUGGUGGAAUCGUGGGAAUCGGAAUUCUGAAAAGGUUCAUGAGCGAGGUGAAUGUCAUGAGAGUUGGCAUGGUGUCCCAAUGCCUUUCGCUGGUUUUCUUUGCCUUUAGUAAUCGCACAUGGAUGGUUUUUUUAGGUUUUUAAAGAAUCCGAUGUCGUUUAGAAAGAUGACAGAAACCUUAACUGAGCCCGAAGCGGAUGAAACAGAAGUAAAACUCGAAGACAUACCUCUUGACGAAGAUGAACCUCAAACGACCGUACUUUAGAUAUCAAUGCAUUUCCCAAAUAAAAAAAAAUUGCUUCAAAGACAGAUCUUAAAAUACUUUCCUUCUUCGUGGAAGGACUAGGCCCGACAAAUCUAAGACGUCACUCAUGACGUCACAGCAAACGCAAUCCAAAGUAUUCCUGAUUGGUUGGUUGUUACUUUCGUAGAGGAAGUCAUGACCAAUCAACAGCCGAUUGGAUGAUGGCAUGACUAAGUCAUCAGACGACUCAUCCUCGCAAAAAAAGAAAACUAUCAACAGCAAGCCAUACACUAAGGUAACCCUUUAAACCCUCAGAGUGACAAAAAAGGAAAUGAUCAUCAACUUAAGAGGCUCUUGAUUAUUAAAACAAAUUAUCCUCAUAUAUGGAAAAUAGUAUGGAUAAUAUGCAUACUGAUGUUAAUUUUCAUCUCUCUUUUAUCCAAUAAAGUUAAACUGUACUCACAAUUUCAAAAAGAGGUUAUUUCAAGUCAAACAAACACACCAUUGUUUUAAUUGGCAAAACCCACUGUUUAAUAUCAUAACAAAGGCUACAAAUUCUAUAUCCCUCUCUACAAAGCCAGUCAUAUAGCUCAGCUAAAACAUACAUAAAAAGGUU